AUGUCCAUUUUCCUUGUUAUUGAAACUGUGGAGGACUACAAUAAAUCUUCCUAUUGCAUGUUAUCUGUUUACAUCUUGGGUGAUCCAGAUAGGGCUCUUCGAGGAAUAUACCUCCUCCUUUUCGUCGUCAACUAUCUCAUCCCCUUGGCCAUUAUUUCUUUCCUGUAUACCAUUACUGCAUGGCAUUUAUGGUUCCAUGUUGCACCUGGAGUGAAUACUUUGAAAGGAAAGCGAGCGCAACUCGAAACCUCCAAGAGAAGAGUGGUUCGGAUGCUCAUUAUUGUUACCUGUGCCUUUGCCCUUUGUUGGCUCCCACCACAAGUGGUCCACGUGAUGACAGUCAUUCACACAUCUAAGGCUUACCUACAUAGGGCCAAGUCGCACUAGAGGACAAAACUGUUUAUUUAUGUCAAAAAUCUGUCAUCACAAUGAAAAACCAAGUGCGACCUGUUUGUUCACCAAAGGACAAAAUUUGGUCGCGGGCGGACAAACUUCAAAGAUGCCGUCGACUACCUCUGGAGCAGGCCAAAUUGAGACAAAUUUUGGAAAACAAUAGCGAGGGUGUUUUAAUUCGGAAAUGAUUUGACAGGUGAUAUGUAGCAGAGUCUCUAUGCUAUAGACUUCGCGGCAAAAUUGGUCACGUUCUCAUUUCGCAACAACAUGAAUCCAGGCACGGGCAACCAAUACUUUCCGUAUGAAAUGGGGCAACAAUAUCCUCAAUAUCCACCAGGAUGGAUAUAUCCGUUGCCUAGCACUUACAAUUUUAAUGAUCGAGGAACUGCAAGCCCAUCUCCUUCAACCGCAAGUUCUGGCUCGUUGUCAGAAUCCUUUCCGUUCGUCGAAGACGGCUCAAUGCCGGAAUCAUCCCAAACUUCUUCGCGCCGUACAUCUUCCGAGAACAAGAAGGCCCAGGAACGAUGGACUAAAGAUGAGGAAAAACUGUUAGUCCAACUAUGGGCUGAAAAACACGAUCAGUUGGAAAGCAGAGAGUGCAGGAAAACGUGGGCCUGAAUCGCUGAGAAGAUUUCGAAAGCGCUACAGUCCAACAAGACGGCCGACAAAUGUAUUCGGAAAAUGAAGUACAUCAUAGAAAGAUACAAGAAUGCAAAAGAUUGGAACAAAAACCAAACAGGAGGAAACCUUAGGAAAUCCGUCUACUACGAUGAGGUCGAUAAGAUCCUUGGAUGCCGCGACCUAGUAACCUUCAAUAAUGUAGCCGAAGCGGGGAUCAGCGGCGAAAGUGCCCCCCAAGUCAAAGAAAGGGAAACGAGCUUCGAAACGCAAAGCUUCUGAUAAUGACAGCGACGAAGAGUUCAAGAUGGCUCUAAAGGAUAUGAGGCAGCAGGGGGAGAAAGUUACAGCAUUUAUGGAUUCUUUGCAACAAUCACAGACGCAGCAGCUAGCCAUGAUGAACCAAUUUAUGGGCUCCAUUGUGAAAAUCCUUGGCCAACAGAAUGAGAAAGACAACUGAACUUUAAUUCAAGACUGUUUUGGACUAUUGGGAGACAAUCAUUAUCGACCAUUAUCAAAAGACAUGUUAUUGUUUAUGUUGCGAAUCGAUCAAACGAAAUUAUGGAAACAAAUGAAUGUACUGCUUGAACUGAUUUCUUGUUGUAAAUGCAAAAAUUAUCUUUAUCACACACUUCUCUUUAAAAAGGGAUUUGAAGAAUCAUAGACUGUUUUUUAGCAACUCUCUUAUAUCUUCCCCGUCCUGCAUUAAGUCAUCGUUCUGUUCGUUUCCGUGGUCAUCAUCGUCAUCGUAAAAAUCAUCCUCCCAUUCGUCCCCAAUUUUAAUGCAAAAGUUAUGCAGCACUGCACAAGCAAUGGCAAUCUUCACAGAAAAAGUUAUUCUGCUAUCCAACCGCUUUUGUAGAAUUCGCCAACGACUUUUGAGGCAGCCAAAAGCGCACUCGAUGGUUACUCGUGCAGACGACAGUUCCUUGUUAAAUGUUAUCUCGCCAGGGUCACGCGUCGCUUCAGGAUAAGGCUUCAUAAGCCAGGGGGAAAUCGGGUAUGCGCUGUCUCCUACCAGGUAAGGCUGAAUAUCUGUGAUGCCGAUUCUUUCAACGGGUUCCUUGAGUAUAUCUCCGUUGCUUGCUCUUAGAUAAAGCGAGCUGUUUCGAUAUACCCUAGCGUCGUGGAUACUUCCCGGAUAACCCGCUGCAAAGUCAAGAAAUAAUCCCUUACCGUCAGCAACGGCCUGAAUAAUGAAACCAUGUUGCUGAUUUCGACUAAAAUAAUCAACAGCACUGUCUCUAGGAGCAACUAUUUUGAUAUGAGUGCCAUCUAUGGCCCCAACAAUGUUUGGAAGUCGUGAUUUGUCCGUAAAUGUCUCUAUACACCUCAUUGUCUCGGCCACUGUUGUUGGGAAUUCGAUGUACUCAUUCCUUAAGUCAUAAAGAGCCUCAACCACGUCUUGACAAGCCUCUAUUGCUGUAGUUCUGCCGACGUUUAGCGCAGGUCCUAUUGUUUCGUAUGAAUUUCCGUGUGCAAGGCGAAGCAAACCACAAGCAAGGACCUUUUCAGGAGUGAGGCAAUUUCGCAGAACUGUAUUCUGUCUCGUCAGCCGGUCACCAAUUACCUUGAGCAACAAAUCAAAGCUUUCUCUGUUCAUUCGUAAGAGCCUUCGAAAGUAGUCCCCAGGUAUUGUUCGAUCAGUAUAAUGGAUCUCGAACCACGAUUCGACUGGACGAGGAAGAGUCCAAUAGUAUGGUGCUCGUCUUCGAUAACGAUUUCGUUGUCGGCGAAUACAUCGUGUCACUAGAAUGUUUUGUGCACGUAAAUUCUGCAUUAAUAACAGACAACAUAUCAUUAAAUUGAUAUUGAUAUUUGCUUGCUGAUGAAGAACCAGAAAAUAGAAGAAAAAUAUUAUUGCUAGAAUUCUUCGUGGAAACAUUUUGAGAUCCCUCGUGUCGCGGUUUGUGGAUUGAAACAGCGGGUAAAGGCUGCUUCGCGGGAAAUUGCGUGACGCUCACAGCAUGGUGUGAUGUUUUGUUCACAGAUUUUGUUCUCAAGUGCGACUGUCGCUUUCCGGACAAAUUUUUUGUCACUGGCCGAUUUCAAGUCAGAUUUGUCCUGGACAAAUCUGAAAUUGUCCUCUAGUGCGACUUGGCCCAUAUACAGCCGAUUGUCAGCUUUGUGUGUUUCUGA
This is a messenger RNA of Pocillopora meandrina, 3150 nucleotides long. The record is from the annotation of a GenBank genome assembly. Lineage: Eukaryota; Metazoa; Cnidaria; Anthozoa; Scleractinia; Pocilloporidae.